This is a messenger RNA of Macrosiphum euphorbiae (potato aphid), 207 nucleotides long. Lineage: Eukaryota; Metazoa; Arthropoda; Insecta; Hemiptera; Aphididae. The record is from the annotation of a GenBank genome assembly.
AUGUUAGCAAAAACCCCCGAGCAAGCCCGGACGGAUUACUGGAAAUUAACCAUAGGCCAUAUUGAAGAUGAUCAAAUCUCACCAGCAGAACACCUCUCUGCAGGACAUGACCUCGAUUGGCCAGCAUGGAUAACACUCAACCGACUACGAACGGGGAGAGAGAUCAAAAGACAAUCUAAAGAAGUGGGGCGUAAUAUAAGAAUGUGA